Molecule: messenger RNA, 498 nt
Organism: Condylostylus longicornis
Lineage: Eukaryota; Metazoa; Arthropoda; Insecta; Diptera; Dolichopodidae
Exons: 2
Coding region: 7-498 (163 amino acids)
Cellular component (GO): extracellular region
Molecular function (GO): hormone activity
Source: RefSeq, a predicted model, not a curated record
AAAAAAAUGAUAAAUAAAUUCGGAAAGCAUUUUGGAUUACAGAUAUGUGUUAUUUUUACGACUCUUACAAUAAUUAAUAUUACAUUUGCAUUUGAAAAUGCACGCAAAAUUGAUGAUGACCAACCGAUAAAUAUUUGUGGAAAAGCUAUACCAGAAACAUUGGCACUUGUCUGCGAAACAUUGAAUUCUCUACCAGUAUUACCCACUUCAAAAAGAUCUUUGUAUGAAGGAAAGCAAUUGUUUGACUUCGGAUACGACAAUAAUAUGUUAAAUAUGGAUAAUGUACAAUUUCAUAAUCAAAUUAACGACAACACACAGAACAAUGAAAUUUUUGAUUUUAAUUGGAAGGAUGCUUACAAAAAUUUAAUAUAUAAACCAAGGUCUACAAGGAGUUAUUAUCUAAGUCAAAUGUAUUCCCGUGGAAUCGUUAGAGAAUGUUGUAUAAAUAGUUGCAGUUACAAAAAGCUUAAAAGUUAUUGUGCAAAAACGAGGGAAUAA